Microcebus murinus (gray mouse lemur) is the source of this 936-nucleotide messenger RNA. Its product is annotated as olfactory receptor 6C2-like. The record is from RefSeq and is a predicted model, not a curated record. Gene Ontology annotation, biological process: G protein-coupled receptor signaling pathway. Gene Ontology annotation, molecular function: G protein-coupled receptor activity; olfactory receptor activity. NCBI's taxonomy places the organism in Eukaryota, Metazoa, Chordata, Mammalia, Primates, Cheirogaleidae. Gene Ontology annotation, cellular component: membrane.
AUGAAAAACUAUACUAUAACAACAUUCGUACUGCUGGGACUGACAGAUGACCCUCAGCUGCAAGUUCUGAUUUUUAUCUUUCUAUUUCUCACUUACAUGUUCAGUGCAAUGGGGAACCUGACCAUCAUCACUCUCACCUUUGUGGAUUCCCAUCUUAAAACACCCAUGUACUUUCUUUUACAAAAUUUCUCCUUUUUAGAGAUUUCAUUCACAAGUGCCAGUAUUCCUAGAUAUUUGUAUAACAUAGCAACAGGUGACAAGGUCAUCACUUACAAUGACUGUGUCAUCCAAGUGUUUUUUACUGACCUUUUUGCAGUAACAGAAUUUUUUCUCCUGGCUGCCAUGUCCUAUGACCGCUAUGUGGCCAUCUGCAAGCCCCUGCAUUAUGUGACCAUCAUGAACAGCAGAGUUUGCCUGAGGCUUGUUCUUUGCUCUUGGUUGUCUGGAUUGUUGGUCAUAACCUCCCCAGUUAGUCUGGGACUAAAUCUGGAAUUCUGUGACUCGAAUAUCAUUGAUCAUUUUCUCUGUGAUGCUUCUCCUCUCAUGAAGAUAUCAUGUUCAGACACAUGGUUCAUGGAACAAACUGUUUUAAUCUGUGCUGUACUGACACUCAUCUUGACUCUUAUGUGCGUAGUUCUAUCUUAUACUUCUAUUAUUGUGACAAUUUUAGGAUUUCCUUCUGCCCAACAAAGGAAAAAGGCCUUUUCCACCUGUUCUUCCCACAUGAUUGUGGUUUCCAUCACCUAUGGCACCUGCAUGUUCAUCUAUAUGAAUCCUACUGCAAAGGAAGAAGUGACUGUUAAUAAAGUAGUUUCACUACUUAUUUUUUCUAUUUCCCCUAUGUUAAAUCCAUUUAUUUAUACCCUGAGAAAUAAGCAAGUAAAGAAAGCCUUCAAUGACUCAAUCAAAAAAAUGGCAUCAUUCUUAAAUAAGUAA